Molecule: messenger RNA, 939 nt
Organism: Fimicolochytrium jonesii
Lineage: Eukaryota; Fungi; Chytridiomycota; Chytridiomycetes; Spizellomycetales; Powellomycetaceae
Exons: 3
Coding region: 141-686 (181 amino acids)
Source: RefSeq, a predicted model, not a curated record
GAGGAAUUGCUCCCCUCGAAAUGUUGGAAUAGACGACUGCCGUCGCUUUGUAGUCAAUCAGAGACGCAUGCCGGAUCUCGGGUUGGUCGAUAUCAUCAUGGCCUGCUCGCACAGCGGCUGCUACUUGAAGCAAGCGGAAGAUGCUCUUCUCAGUGCUUUGGGCCGGCGAUGUUUACUGGAGCUUCCCGACGACACUUCAUUUGGAACCUCUUUCGCAUCUUCGCGCGGUGGAACAAAGGCGUAUUCGAUUCUCGGCCAAAUCACAAUCGAUUUGGUUAGCGCUCGCCAGGUUCGUCAUUGAAAAUGUCGUCGUUCAAAGAAUUGGUUCAAGAAGUGGGCGAGCGAAACAAACUCCCUUUGCGCGAUGGCCUGGAUUGCUAUCGGCCCACAAUGACCACAUACUGGCCUUGCAAGACAAGUUUGCCACCGAGAAGUCGGCCAAGAUGGAUGUUCUCCUGAAGGAAAUGGCCGUGCUGAAGCAGCAGCAUGAUGCGGAGAAGGCUGAAUGGCAGACCAAGGCCGCCAGGAUGAGAUUCAAGCUGGCAAUCUCCAGUUGCCGGGCGCUCCUUGAGCGCCUAGCGAGGGAGGUUGACGAUAGGCACUCAAAGGGCGGGGCCCGUCCCCCAUCAUGUCUAGGCGUCAACUUGGGAACCACCACCCAAAAGCUGAACCAUUUGUUGGCUUGAAACCCUAUCUGGCACAAUUCACAAGGAGGUGACCAUAGAGAACGACAUCCUCCACAUCCCUGCGACGCUCCUGAAGGCGGAACGCCAUUUGGCGAUUGCGAUUGCCCUUUACUGGGGCCUGAAUUUCGACUACGUGGACGAGGACGGAGUCGACGUGGUGGAGCCACAGGAGCCCGGAAUGAAGUACUGACUGCUCUUAAACCUCAUUCUGGAAAGCCGUCCCGACAACCACCACCACCAUGUGUCUACUAGC